AUUUUGGUUUGGUAUUUUGGUGCUCCUUUUGUCUUUGGUUUGGUAUUUGGGAGUUUUGCUCCGGGAACCUACAAAAUUGAAGAACGACAUUUGGUCGAUUAUUUGUGAAUUACGAAUAAACUUGGUACCUGAUUUGGAUUUUUGGUUCUCUUGCCUACUUGGGUUCGUAAUUUGCAAGUAGAUCGAUAGUCCGUACUUCAAUAACUAGAACGAGCAAAACUUGGACAUAACAUAAAGUUCUUCAAUUAUUGGUUCUGUGUUCAUACCUUGGGUUUUCUGGAUAUUUUGGGUCCGAAUUCCUGGUCUUAUUGGUCGAUUUCGUUUGGAUUAAUUCAGAUUUGUUUUGGCAAUUGAUUAUUUGGAACAACAAAUACGAUGGAAACACGGAGUAAAAGGCUGAAGGAAAAUGACGAAAUGGAUGGUAACAUUUCUAAAGCUGUUUGUGGUAUGUCUGAUGUUAUUGAUGAUAAAUGUGAUGAUGUUAGUCUUAAUAGUAUGUCCUCUAGCCAGCUAAGUACUUCCAGAUUAAAGUUAGAUAAGGCAUUACUGAGGAAAAGGAAUUUAGAGAAGAGACUUGAGUUAGAACGGCAACUUAAGAUGUUAAAUCUACAAGAAGAGGUUGAUAUCGCUGAACUAGAAUGCAAGGCCAUCGAGGACGAUGGACGAUUACCCGUAGAUAAAUGUGCGACAAAUGCUAAAGUGGAAAAUUAUUUGAAUCAUGAUACUGGUGUAAUAAUCACUCUGGGAAGGUCUGUAACAUCUCAAAUGUCGAUUGGGUUGAGGAACUGAAGGACACGUUACAUACAAUGGUUAGUAACAUGUCUUUACCUAAGAUCGAUAUGAUGUACUUUGAUGGGCAACCAGGUCAGUAUUACCGUUUCAUUAGUCAGUUUAAUAGCCUUAUAGAGAGUAAAUUGUCAGAUAAGGGCCAAUUGUUGUCGUAUUUGUUAUACUAUUGUAAGGGAAAGGCCAGGACAGCUAUUGAAGCUUGCAUUUCAUUGCCCAUUCAUCUGGGUUAUGAUAGAGCUAAACAGAUUUUGUAUGAUUUAUUUGGUAAAGAACAUCUUGUUGCACGAGAACUAAUUAUUGAGUUAUUAAACCAUAAAUCGGUCGGAGGAUCAGCUGACUUAUUAACUGACUUUGCGAUUAAAUUGCGUAAUGUAUGUAUAACGUUGAUGGAAAUGGGAUACAUGUCUGACGUUAAUUCUACGGCUAAUUUGGAGGUAAUAGUUUCAUGUCUACCACUAGAAUUGCAGAAUAAGUGGGUGGAAGUCGCCGAUAAAAUCAUGAUGCAUGGGAAGGAGCCGAGCUUCGAAGAAUUUGUGAUCUUUGUAGAAGAAAGAGCCAGGAUUUCUCGAACACGUUUCGGUAGAUUGGCACAUUGUAACUCAAAGUUCAGUAAAGGUAAUUAUGAAGGCAAAGUUGAUAAAAGAUCGCGUUUUAAUGUAGUUAAGCUGGAACCAAGCAACUCAUUCACCGCUCUCAGUUGCGGAAUCUGCUUUGCUGAUCACAAAGAGACAGAUUGUACGAAGUUAUUGAAAAUGAAUGUUACCGAAAGAAGACACGAAGUGAGAAGACGUGGUCUAUGUUACCUGUGUUUAAGGAAGGGUCACAUAGCGAAGUCAUGCGACUCGGAUAUCAAGUGUGACGUUGGUAAUUGCAAGGCUCUGCAUAAUUCAUUGCUACAUAUUGAUAGUAUUAAUAACCGUGUAGUGAACUUAGUAAAGGACUGGAACUCGUCGAAGGUUUGUUUGGGUUUUAUUCCGGUCAGGCUGUAUGGUCCAAAUGGAACUUUAGAAACUUACGCCCUUCUUGAUAGUGGAUCGGAUACUUCUCUUGUAUGUGAAGAGAUAAUUAAUCAUUUGGGUCUCAAGGGUAAGGAGACUUCGAUAAAGGUGACUACCGUGAAUGGAACCACUACUUGUGAAUGUCAGGAAGUAAAUUUAGAGAUAUUUUCAUUAGAUGAACGGGGUUACGUGAAGAUCAACAAGGCUUAUACGACCAAGAAGCUUCCGAUCGAUUAUGUUGAACCUUUAACCGAGGAACAGCUGGGUUCGUGGGAGCAUUUGAAAGACAUAGCCCUUCCGACGUUGCAAAGUAAUCUAGUGGGAGUGUUGAUUGGGUGUGACACUCCAAACGCACAUUGGGUUCUGGAACAACGUCUGGGAGACCGGGAACAUCCAUUUGGUAUGCGUACGCCCCUCGGUUGGAUGGUUUUAGGUCCCAGGGAGUCUUAUAGGUCCGUAAAUACAGUACAGCGUUGUCAUUCGCAUGGGGUUUCACCGGAUCUAGAAGGACUAUAUAGUCAUGAGUUCGAGGAGGGAGAACAUAUUGGUAAACAUGGUUCACUUGAAUCAAAGGUCUAUGUAACAGGGGAACUAAAUGAAGAAAUGUGUUUGGAAGAUUCACUUAAUAGACGGCAAUACAAUGUUAGUGUUGAUGGGUCUCGUAAUGAAUCCUAUGGAAAGGUGGUAGACACUUCAUCUGCAUUUACGAAGGAUCUGAUGUCUCUAUUGAAUUUACGUGACAACACUCUAUGUGGUGACAGGUAUUCUAAGAGAUGGAAGCAAGCGAAUUACUUGGCACAAGUAUUUUGGAGGCGUUGGUCCAAAGAGUAUGUUUCUCUGUCGCAGCGUAUAAAUAAGUUGCCCUUAGGUCUAGUACAAAGAGUGAUAUCAAGUAAGGAUAGAUUAAUGAGACAGGUAGAACUGAGGACAAAAAAGGGUCUUCUAUUGAGAGAUAUUCGAAAACUGUGUCUUCUUGAAUCUGUAGAUGGUAGGUAGCUACUCGGGUCCCUAGGCGUACUGGUGUAAGUCCUAGGGAUCACGAGAUUGUUGGUAUAUUGAAUGCUUGUUGUUGAUUGCUUGUGAUGUAUAUACUUGGAUUCCUGCUACCUAUUUACUUGUUUGUGAAAAGAACCAAGGUUCUUUUGGUCGGGAGUGUUACGGGAGAACUGAAGACCUUUGACGGAUUAAAACCUUUUAUUGUACAUUAAUAAUUUACUGUGCUUUUGGAUGUAAUUGUUUUACUUAACUUUUGAACUUGUUUGUUUAUAUCAUUAUUUCGGACAUUUUGGUUUGGUAUUUUGGUGCUCCUUUUGUCUUUGGUUUGGUAUUUGGGAGUUUUGCUCCGGGAACCUACAAAAUUGAAGGUUUGUUUUGUAAUUGUUAUAAUUAUUGUUAGUAGAACGACAUUUGGUCGAUUAUUUGUGAAUUACGAAUAAACUUGGUACCU
Messenger RNA from Schistosoma mattheei, 3234 nucleotides. NCBI's taxonomy places the organism in Eukaryota, Metazoa, Platyhelminthes, Trematoda, Strigeidida, Schistosomatidae. The record is from the annotation of a GenBank genome assembly.